UAUCGUGAGCAUGACGUAACCAUGUUCUUCGAGCAGCACUAAAAUAGUUGGCUGGAUGUGACCCGAAGAAUUAGCACAGCAAACGAUAUCAUUUGGCUUUGCGAUUCAGAACAAAACAGUCCACUUAGAGAUGCAUAUCCUGACUCAAGUUGUUUUAGUUUGCUUAGUACUUCCACUAGUGACCGGUCGCAAGUGUUGGAUGAACGUGAAGACUCCCUACGUCAACUCUCGGGAUCAGUACGUUUCAAGGCAGAGUACCUGCUCGUACAAGUGCUGGACCGGCUGGUACAACACGCAGGUCAAUUCUGGCUAUUACACCAAAAGCUGUGAGCUGGCCUACUUAACGGAAUCCAGGUUGGUUUGCUGUGAAGGAUACUUCGACUAUGGUGGAGACUGCUACCCAGUGUGUAAGAGCGGAUGCCCGAAUGGACGCUGUACCGGACCGGAUCAGUGUACUUGCAACGAGGGAUACGUCAAAGUGCGGAAUGAGUGUGAACCAAAGUGUUCAAGCUGCGAGAACGGACGCUGUGUUGCACCGAAUGAGUGUGUCUGCGACGAGGGAUUCCGGAAAGAUUCCAACGCGGCUUGUGUUCCAAGCUGUAAAGAUGCUUGCAUCGGGGGACUAUGUGACCGGAGUGGAAACUGUGCCUGCUCAAAGGAACAGUUCUUCAAUCCGAAACUGUUGGAAUUUGGCGUCCGCAAUGGAACAGUUUGCACAGGAAGUUGCGACAAGCCUUGUCAGAAUGGAUACUGCGUGGGAAGAAAUCGUUGUAAAUGUCUCAACGGAUAUCAACCGUCUAAAGUGGAUUCCUUCGCAUGUUCUCCCGUGUGUGAUCCGAGCUAUGUCGAUUGCACCGGAGGAGUCUGUGUGGCACCAAAUAUCUGCAUUUGUAAAACUGGCUACACAUUGAUUUCGGGCAAGUGUGUUCCCGUUUGCGAUCCGGAAUGCAUCAAUGGAAACUGCGUGAGUCCCGGACAGUGUUCCUGCUUUGAAGGGUUCGUCAAGACUCAAGAAUCCGGCAACGAGUGCGUCCCAGUUUGUGAUCCACCCUGCCAGAAUGGCAGAUGUGUUGAGUCAAAUGUUUGCGAAUGUUACGAAGGAUAUCAUGUAUCACCAGGAGGUAACAACAUUUGUCAACCAGAAUGUUCCGACUGCCAGAAUGGAAUCUGCGUUGCUCCGGAGGUAUGCGUUUGCCAGGAAGGAUACGAGAAAAACUCUAGCGGAUCCUGUGUACCAAGCUGCAGCGAUGUCUGCAUCGGUGGGCACUGCAAUGCUGAGCAUGAAUGCGUUUGUCCGGAGAAUCACUAUUUAAACCCCUACCUGUUGGAAUUUGGAAUCCGAAAUGGUACUGUUUGCACUGGAAAGUGUGAUCAUCCUUGCGUCAAUGGAAUAUGUGCGGGAAUCAACAAGUGCGUGUGUUUUAACGGUUAUCAAAUAUUAAAACAAGAUCCUUUCACAUGUACUCCCAUUUGUGAUCCUGACGACGUCGACUGCGCAAAUGGAGUAUGCAAGCAAGGCUUCCGUCUGGACCAGAACAAGUGCGUUCCCCUUUGUGAUCCGGAGUGCGUCAACGGCAUAUGUGAGAGUCCAGGGCAGUGUUCUUGCCUGCGCGGUUAUCACAAGAUUCGUGAAUCUGACGUAGAAUGCGCCCCGACUUGUGAACCACCCUGUAGCAACGGAAAAUGCGUGAGUCCGAAUACCUGUGAGUGCUUCCAUGGAUUUGCGGAUUCACCGGAAGUUGCGAACCAGUGUGAUGCAGUAUGUGAUCCAAGCUACGCCAAUUGUGCCAACGGGACCUGCCUGGCUCCAAAUUACUGUAAAUGCAACGAUGGCUACAUGUUCCAAAAUGGCCGCUGCGUUCCGAACUAUGAUCCAGCUUGCAUUUACGGAGAAUGUUCGAAUCCCAACGAGUGCUCUUGCUUGGAUGGUUUCGCGAAGAAUUCAGAAGAUGUUUGCAUCCCAUCGUGCACUCCUCGUUGUGAAAACGGUGACUGCGUAGCCCCAAAUACCUGCAAGUGCCACCGAGGAUUCGAAAUGGUAUCGGAAAGGUGUAGUCCUACCUGCGAUCCCACGUACAUCGAAUCACAGAACGGACGAUGUAUUGCACCUAACGUUCUGCUUUGCGAUGAAGGAUUCGCACUGGAGUACGAUUCCGGAUCGAUACGCUGCGCGCCGAGUUGUAAUCCGUCGUGCACCAACGCUCGCUGUCUUUCGGAUGGAUCGUGCCAGUGCUUCGAGGGAUUUAUCCAAUCGUCUGCGGCGAGUAACGUGUGUGAACCUGCUUGCGUUUCUCCCUGUGUCAAUUCCAGCUGUGCUCGACCCAAUCAGUGCGAAUGCUGGGAAGGAUAUCAAAGGGUGGACGACAACGUCUGCUGCCCAGUUUGUGAUCCUGCUGUGAUGGAUUGCACGUUUGGAAGUUGCAUCGAUGUUAAUGUUUGUCUGUGCUCCACUGGUUAUGCUCCAGCUUCUAGCGGGAACAAUACCAGACACUGUAGUCCGACGUGCUCGCAACCGUGCAACAAUGGAGUUUGCACUGCACCAAAUGUGUGUGAAUGUCUUGCUGGGUACAAUCGAACUGAAUUCGAUGAAGGAUGUACUCCAGUGUGCGAAGAAUCUUGCGAUAAUGCAAUCUGUUCGGCUCCAGAUGUAUGCAGUUGCCUGGAGGGAUUCGUACCGUUGAACUCCACCGUUUGUACGGCGUUUUGCGAUCCCACUUAUGUGGACUGUUCCUUUGGAGAUUGCGUUCGUCCGAAUGAGUGUCGCUGCAACGACGGGUACGAGCUGGUGGACAAUGGAACGAUAGCAGGUUGUGAUCCGGUUUGUGAAGAUCUGCCGGAAAAUGCGGAUUGUUUGGAGCCAGGCAAGUUCAUUUGCUGGGAGGGUUAUUUGGAGGCGAACAACAGCUGUGAUCCAAUCUGUGAGCAACCCUGCGGCAAUGGAACCUGCAUAAAGCCAAAUGAUUGCCAGUGUUGGGAUGCUUAUCAGUGGGAUGAACUCGGUGCGUCGUGCGUAUCUUUCUGCGAGAUUCAGUGUGAUGCUGCGAGUGGAACUUGCGAGGAUAAUGUCUGUUUAUGUUAUGAAGGAUACGAAAACUUGGAAAAUGUCUAUAGAUGUGAUGCAGUUUGUACAAAUUGCAGCAACGGGGUUUGCGAAUCUCCUGGAAACUGUACGUGCCUAGAUGGAUUUGGGAUGUCCAACGAAACAUUGCUAUGUGAACCGAUCUGUGAUAACUGCACGAACGGAGUUUGUAUUGCUCCCGAUGAAUGCAAGUGCAACGAAGGUUAUGACAUGAGGGAUGCAGAUGACGACCAACGCUGUACCCCUGUGGGAGCUGUGCAGAGUAGCUACUUCCGUCAUCAGCGAACCUUUUUGUGCAUCUUUGUAGUUUGUGCAACAAGUAUUGCAGCUCUGGUUUUCGUUUCGUUCAAACUGAAACAACGCAGACCUGACGCUGGAUUAGAAAAAGAUGGUGAGAGCAUAGUUUUUAUAUGGUGGCGUCAAAUAACAUAGAAUCUUUGCAGGUGCAUGCGUCGGCGAAUCCUAUGAACUGUAGCACAAGCUUUUCCGAAUAAAAUACCCAUGUUAUAACUCGCUCUUCUCCAAUACCAGACAUCAGACCUGACCUGAUAGUUCUACCGAGUAAGGAAAACUUAUGCUAAUUAAAAUUAUUUAUGAAACUAUGAAAAAUAAGCUCCUCCACCGUACUCUCAGUUGACUCAUGGCUCUUUCAUAAGACAGCAGUCAAUCCCCGUGCUGCAAGUGUGUCCUCUUCUUGGCGAGUGACGGCAGGGCAGAAUCUUCUCGGUGCAGCACGUAUUGAACUAAUAGGGUACU
Molecule: messenger RNA, 3835 nt
Organism: Culex quinquefasciatus (southern house mosquito)
Lineage: Eukaryota; Metazoa; Arthropoda; Insecta; Diptera; Culicidae
Gene: eater
Product: multiple epidermal growth factor-like domains protein 11
Exons: 2
Coding region: 131-3511 (1126 amino acids)
Source: RefSeq, a predicted model, not a curated record